Messenger RNA from Polistes canadensis, 2593 nucleotides. RefSeq names its product transient receptor potential channel pyrexia-like. Gene Ontology annotation, biological process: transmembrane transport; monoatomic ion transport. The record is from RefSeq and is a predicted model, not a curated record. Gene Ontology annotation, molecular function: protein binding; monoatomic ion channel activity. Lineage: Eukaryota; Metazoa; Arthropoda; Insecta; Hymenoptera; Vespidae. Bases 112 to 2481 code for a protein of 789 amino acids. Gene Ontology annotation, cellular component: membrane. The transcript is spliced from 9 exons.
UAAGCACGAUGCGAAAAAAACACGUAAAUGACUACGCCAAGUUAUAUUUUUAUGCGUAAAAAAAAAGAAUAUUGUUAUUUUUCAAAGUAUUAAAACGUAAUCGUUAAAACAAUGGAGGAUAAUAAAAAUCGAGUGAAACUGAUGCUGGCAAUAGAGAACGAUGAAAUUGAGAAAGCAUUGGAAAUUUUAGAGGAAGAUAACAGGAAGGAUCUCCUUGAACCGCUCGGAUUGCUUAGAAUCACCGUGGUACACUUGGUCGCUUGGAAGGGUCAUUUAAAUUUGUUGAAGAAACUUUACGAAAGAGGAGCUAAUAUUAAUACUUCCGAUAAAAUCGGUAGAAGUGCAUUGUUUUAUGCCGCGCAUGCUGGUCAUCUUGAGGUUACCCAAUGGUUAUUGAAAAAGAACAGCUUCAAGGAAAGUAGAAUCGGCAUUGAUUCCUGUUGCAGACAUAAUUUUCCAAUGCAAUCAAAGAAUAAAGACGAUUGUCUAGUUGGUCAAGACCUGCCGGUACCAGAAUGUUGCGGUAGAACUCCUUUGCACCAAGCAGCAAGGAAUAAUCAUUCCGAUGUAGUGAAAACUUUGGUGAAAGCCGGUUCAAACGUUAACGCACAAGACGAGCGUGGUAAUACAGCUUUGCUUUUAGCAGGACAUAAUGUGAAUUCCAACGACGUUAUCGAGAUGUCGAAGUUCGUUGAAAUUAUCGACGUUCUCGUUUCCGCGAAGGCUUCGACCAAUGUCAUAGAUUCGAACACAGGUUUAACGGCAUUGCACCAUGCAACAAGAUUGGGUAGUCCCGAAGCGGUCAAAAAAUUGCUCGAUGACGAUGCGUGGCCUCUUUUUCAAUGUGCCGACACGAAGAGUACUCCCCUUCAUGUUGCAGCAUCCGAUGGAAACUUGGAAGUCCUAAUCAUUUUACUUAAAAAAAUUCGUCGGGAAUACGUUGACAUACGCGACAAGAUUGGUCAGACAGCCCUUCACCGAGCUUGUUAUCAAGGUCAUCGUGAAUGCGCCCGAGUUUUGAUCGACUACGGUGGCAAUUUAUCGGCAGAAACGAAAAGCGGCGUCACCGUUAUUGACGCAGUCUUUGCCCACAUUCAAAAUCCAACAUCGUUUCUAACAGACAUUAUGGAUUCUUGUGUUCAAUUAAUCGGUCAGAAAAAUAUUGGAAAAGAUGCUCGUAUCUCCGUCGAUUUUGGUAUUCUUGCACCUCGGAGAGAGCUACAAACCAACGUUAUCAUAGCUCUCAUAGCUGCGAUUUCGAAUGACGAACAAUUGGCGAUUUUGCAUCAUCCAUUGAUCGAGACGUUUCUUUGCUUGAAAUGGGCCAAAUUGCGUUUCUUUUUCUUCCUUCUUGUCGUCCUUUACGCCUUUUUCGUUCUCUCCUUAUCAAUCUUUGCCAUAACUCUUCUUCGAAAAUCUAACUAUUUCUUGCCACAAAUCAUACUUAUCUUGUGUUCGACCAUACUGUUACUUUAUAACAGUGCUCAGGUUUUGAUGUUACCAAGACACUACAUGAAACAAUUUGAAACAUGGUUGUCCUUCAUUAGUGCUGCAUUAUCGUUCAUGGCCUGCAUGAUCGUCAAUAAUCUACGACUUAUCAUAGAUACGAAAGGCGAAAAAAUACCUACUCCCGAAUUUGUGUUACAUCUCAUCAGCAUCGCCAUUUUACUGGGCUGGAUACAAAUGAUGCUGCUGAUAGGACGUUUUCCAAUUUGGGGAUAUUACGCUCUUAUGUUCUCAACAGUCUUGUCGAAUAUCUUAAAGGUACUCCUAGCAUUCAUCUGCAUGGUCUUUGGAUUCGCAUUGAGCUUUACCGUUUUGUUCUACGAAAACGAACAGUUCCAUGAUUGCUGGAGGGCCAUCGUAAAGACCACAGUAAUGAUGAUGGGCGAAUACGAUUACGAGAAUCUUUUUCCAUACAAUACCAAGAGUGAUAAGUCUUUUCUAGGGUUUACUUCUAGGGUCAUCUUUCUUGGCUUUGUAAUACUUGUGAGUAUGGUUCUAAUGAACCUGAUGAUCGGCCUCGCUGUCAACGACAUCCAAGGCUUACAGAAAAUGGGCCACAUUCGUCAAUUGCUCAAACAGGCGGAAUUCGUGGCACAUUUGGAGAAACUCACGUAUCAUCAAAUUUUCAAAAGCAAUUUGUUACAUCCUUGGCUUAGGACAAUCGUCAAUUCGAAACGCGUAAUGCCAACGAAAAUUGUACUGCACUGUCGCGACAAUAAUCUUUGCGAAUCCUUUCGUGGAAUAUCUGUUGAAUUAAUAGAAUCGUUGUUUCUUUUAGCCUCGAAGAAUAAUCAGCAAAAUGAGAAUUAUCUAAUUGGCUUCAAAUCACGCUACACCGGCACGAAUGUAAUGUCUUCGUUAAUCAAUUUGCAAGAACAAGUUCAUCAAUUACAGAAACUUCGUAAUCCGUCUAUUUCCAAAAAACGCUCGAAAUUACGUGGAAAACGAACAGUGUGUAAAAAAAUUACCACUUAGUACAUAAAUUAUAUUUACACACCCACCCGCACCCACUCACACGCACUUUCAACAUUUAUAUUUCAUAUAUACAUACGUUUCAUUUUUUAAGAAAAUUAAUUUAUAUUUAAUA